Mercenaria mercenaria is the source of this 8048-nucleotide messenger RNA. RefSeq lists its product as uncharacterized. Gene Ontology annotation, molecular function: protein binding. The record is from RefSeq and is a predicted model, not a curated record. The transcript has 3 exons. The coding region runs from base 8 to 5815 and encodes 1935 amino acids. Lineage: Eukaryota; Metazoa; Mollusca; Bivalvia; Venerida; Veneridae.
AGGAAAAAUGGAUGACGAACUAAGAGAUCCCGGAUACCAAAACUAUGUUUCGAUUUAUCGCGGUUUUGCAUAUGUAGGAGAAAAACUUGAACCUUAUACGAAUCAAGGGCUGGAUACGGCGUAUCAAAGAAUUUACAGGAAUUUAGCAGGCCUCCAUCCGUGCAGACAGGAGUGUAGUAGAAUUUACAAGUGUCAAAGUUCAAAAUGGUGUAUAACUUGCAAUGGCUGGCGAAAUCAGCUGCUGAAAUCUAGAAGAUAUCCUAAUGUAUUAUGGGAACGUACUCGAUCAUGGGAAUGGCCGAAAGCAUAUCAAAACAUCGUCGAAGUAUACCUCCCAGCAUCGUGGCAAAAUGAUAAUCUUGAUCUGAAAGAUAUAUCAACUGCUUGCUAUGUUUGGGAAAACUGUUCAAAGUAUUUCAAAAUUCGACAAUUUAUAAUAAAGAAACUUAGACAAUUUAGAAAUCAGUAUUUUGCACACAACACAUCAUUGAAAGCAACAGAUUUAGAAAAAGCGCAAGUAUUUGAUGUUUUAAAGGACUUGCUAAACGAUCAAGAUGUACAGAGUCACAUUGAUGUUCAGGAUUGUCUCAACGGUCUGGCAAAGAUAGAACAGGGAUAUCAGAUAGAGAAGUGGAUGAACGAAGUUCAGAACCUUCUUCAACAACACGAGUUAACGUUAGCCGACAUAGAGACAACAACACACAAACAUGAUAAAGGACUAGAUAUCCUACUAAAAGUUCAGGAAAAUAUUCAGGAAAGACAAGAAGCUAUACAGGAAGAUAUCGGAAGCAUGAAAAAAGAUAUAUUUGAGAUGAUAAAGAGGAAGCAUUCCUCAUUCACACAUGUAUACCAGUGGACUAAUCGCUUGAAGAAUUUCGUCUUCUACCAAGAAAAGAAUGUAAAAGUGCUGUCAGUCAUCUUAUUCGCCGUAUUGCUGUGCGUGUAUCUUUUUACAAGGCAACCAACAAACAUGGAACACAAAUUUGCUAAAACAGCGUGUGUUUCAGAACAGUACAGAGUCCCCUUUCCGCAAGAUCUUCCUCUUCUAGGAUAUCUAAAUGAACACAGGUCACUUGUUGGACGACAAUGGUUAAUGGAACAGUUAAAACACGAACUGUUUAGCUCAGACGGUGGUAAACAGCAUGGUGUUGUGCUUGUAGCAGAAAUGGGUUACGGUAAAUCUGCUUUUAUUUCAAAAUUGUUGUGUCCAGGUUCAAGUGAGAGUGCAAUUUCUAUUCAAAAACAUAUUGUUGCAUUUCAUGUGUGCAAGUUUGAUGUAAGAAGUACUCACUGUUCUGAACGAUUCAUUAGAAGGCUUAUUGGUUUUUUUGCAAUGAAAAGUGCAGAGUAUGGUAACAUUAUUUCAAUGUUGCCUGAAGCACACAUAGUGUUUAAUAGGGAUAGCUGCGAGAAAGAACCAGAUGCUUGUUUUGAUCAGGGAAUUACUAUUCCAAUAAAACAGUUAUCUAAUCAUAUGAACACACCGUGGAUUGUUGUUAUAGACGCAGUUGACGAAUGUGAAAACACAGGAAGUAAUCCAAUAUUGGAACUUUUGUCAAGGAGAAUGAAGCAUCUCCCUAAGUGGCUCAAGUUUUUGGUAACUUCGAGAAAUAUCACCUCCCUGACAUUGCUAAGAAAAAUGAAAAUUGAGCAACUUUACUCCAAUGAUUCCAGAAACAAAAACGACAUUAAAGCUUUUAUUCAGGAAUCGUUUCCUGUAAAUACCAAUCCAGACAUGAUAAACACACUUGUCGAUAAAAGUGAAGGAAACUUUGUUUACAUUAUUCAAGCCUUGAAAUGGAUUCUUGAUAAGAAAGAUUAUGACAAUGUUCCUGAUUUUCCUUCCGAUCUUGGUGAUGUAUAUGAAAUUAAUUUUGAUAGGCAAUUCGUAGAUGCGGAAGCUUAUAGAAUACCAAAAUUGAUACUGGAGAUAGUCUGUUCAACUAUUAAUCCUGUGACAAAAGUUGAUAUUUACACCAUUCUUAGAUCGAGUAACAUUUUUCCAGAUAAGAAGGACUUUGAUAGACACUUCGCUUCCUUAAACUUUUUCUUAAGAACAGGGGAAAGCGUUCGAGUGCCACACCAAGCUUUGUAUCGCUGGCUCAUCGAUGAACAAAAUGAGAGUUAUGGGAUAUCUCUUCAAGCAGGUCAUGCUCUAAUAUCAAAAUAUAUGUUUAGCACUUUGACUGGAAAUAACACCAAAGACAUUGUUGAUCUAGCGAUUCAUGUAGCAAACUCUGCUGAUUCUACGUUAAGGAAGAUGUUUGUGUCGUCUACAUUUUCAGAUAUCGGUGGAUCAAACAGUGUACCUUUAGUUCAUAAGUUGAUCUGGAAAACAUCAUGUAUUAAAGCACUCGAAUUGCUGUUACAUCAUUACCCUGAUGUAAAUGUUAUUAACGAAGGAAACGUUACACCUGCAUUCGUUGCAGCAGCAAAGGGACAUACUGACCAGCUUAAACUUCUACAUGGGAAAGGUGCAAAUUUAGGAUUUACUGUUAGAGGACAUUUUCUUAUCAGUCCAUACAUGGUGUUUUCGAAAAUAGAAAUGAUGAAGCAUCAUUAUUAUGCAGGAUAUGGUCUAUUGCAUAUUGCAGCACAACAUGGCCAUAGUUCGAUCGUUAAGUAUAUUCUUGCUCACAACAGAACUUUAAUUUAUGAAAAGAAUGCUUUAGGUUUGCAUGCAGGUCAGAUAGCAUGUGAGAGUGGUAAUCUUGAAGUGAUCAAGAUUUUACAUAGUUUUGAACCGAAACUGUUCGGAUACAAAUGUAUGUUUUACGCUUCAAAACAAAACCACAAAACUAUUCUUAAGUGGUUGGUGCAGAAUGGCAUUGAAUACAAGUGCAUUUCAGACAAUGAAUCACUCGAAGCUGCUCAUAGUAUAGAACAAUUAAAUGUAGUUCAAAUUUUAGAAUACUCUAGUCUCUUAUUUCCAAACGACAUUUAUUCACUGGACCGUAUUAAUUCUUUCGAUAUUUGGUGGAUUGUUUUCAAAACUACUCCCCUGGCGGUGGCAAUUCAAACAGGAUCUAUGGAUGCAGCUAGAUAUCUCAUUGAGACAUUUCCAAAAUCACUGGAUUGUUAUGAUGCUUAUGGUUAUACACCAGCACUGGCAAGUGUAUUCUACAGCCGAACUGAGCUUUACCCGCUUCUAUCCAAAAACUUUGAAACUGACAAAUGUGGAAAAAUUCCAGAUCAUUUACUAGAUUUAAAAAUUUUAAAACACAUGCGUUUAUAUGAAAUGGCUCAUAAAUGCCCAGAAGGUGGUUCAUUAGCACAUAUUGUAGCUUUAUAUGCUUUAGAUAAGGAAAUUUUUUGGUUCUAUUUGAGGGAGAGACUUCAGAUAAACUGGAAUGAACCAGACUAUUCUGGUAAUUUUCCAAUACAUUAUGCUAUUGCUAAUAACUAUCUUUUGUUUAUAAUGUUAUUUGAGCAAGGAACAAUUACACAUGACAAUAGAUAUUCAUAUAGAGAAAUAACAGCUGCAAAUGGGUCAACAGUAUAUCAUAUUGCUGCAAUGUCUGACCAGAGUCUUAGUAUGCAUCAUUUGACAGGUUCUUUUAAAAAGCCGAUACCAGAAUUAAAAGAUGAGCAUGGCCGUGGAAUAACGCAUUAUGUUGUGCUGAGGCAGUUUCUAAAUAUUGUAGGUAAACAUGAAACAGAUGCACAGUUCAUUUCUGCAUUGUUUUUACGCUAUCUAGUGGAAACAGCUAAACAUAAUAUAAAAACAUACGACUAUUUUGGCAGAAAUAUUUUACAUUACGGCUUUAGAAAUGGAUAUAUUUCAGUUGUGAAGUAUUUGAAAUAUGAAUAUCAGUCCAUUUUUGAUUUAUUGCUAUCGCAGAGAGAUAAUGAAGGAUUGACGCCCAUAGAUUUUGCAUUGAAGGAUUACCAGAGAAGUAGUAGCAUUAUAGUUUUGCCUAAAAAAUGUUCAUAUUUUGAUGUAUAUUUUACAUUUUGUUUAAACGACUCGGAAUAUUCAAAUGUUAUGUCAUCUUGGGAACUCGGGUUGUCAUAUUUAAUUCAAACAGCUUCUAAAGGACAGUAUUACAACUUUAUUGAACCUAAUUUAAAGUACAUCAUGGAAAAAAGUCCGUACCUGUUAACUGCUGUUUUAGUCUACCAUAACUAUAUGACCUUAGAUCAUCUAAAACAUCAGCUUAUCGUUAUAAAUGAACAUGACCUAUCAGUCUGGACACAAUUAACUGUCGCUCGUCAUAAACCAGAGGCAUUCCGUGUAUGUAGAGAACCUUUAACGAAAUCACCAUUACAUUUUUCGUUACUGACUGUAAACUAUAAACACUCCGUCUUCAGCUUUGAAAAUCAUGAUGUCAAUAAUUUUCUUCACAUGGUGUACGGUUAUCCUAUUAAUUCCACUUUGUUUGGGUGCCCAGACGAAAAUGGCUACAAUAUUUUCCAUUACUCUUUGAUUGGUGGUAAUAUACAGACAGCACGAAUACUCAUGUCGAAAAAUAUUAGAAUGAUAAAUGAUCAUGUCACAUUGAAAGAUAUCUUUUUAAUGGCUAUGUCAUCACGUAUAAAAACAGAUCAUGAAAAUUUUAUCAAAUGUAGUGAAAAUGUCUAUUAUCGAGCCCAAGAAACAUGUAUCGAUACAUUUUUGGUUGAAUUUUUGAAAAAGAGUAAACUAAAGAUUAAAUUUAGUGACUUUUGUCAAAGUGGGUCACAAGAACUGUCCUUGGUGCACUUACUCGCAGCUAAUGGCAUGAUUCGUACCUUGGAAACUGUUAGCAAAAUAUUUGGGCAGAAAAGUUUGAACUGCCGAAACAAGGAUGAUUUUACACCUUUGUAUUUUGGUAAACUCUUCAGUCAAGAUUCUGUUGUGACAUUGAUUGGUGACAAUGAAAAUUCAGUGUUGCCACGUGUGGAGGCUGAAGAAUGGUACAUUUGGUCAUUGCUAAAUAAGUUUCCUCAAAUAAACAUAUCUGAACCUUUGUUUUAUUUUGCUCACUCUUUGUGUCUAAAUAAAUUUUCUUACAGAUACGUAUUAUAUAGGCAAAAGUGCGUAGUAAAAUUGUUAAAAAAGACGUUUUUACCGAUAUCUGGUAUCGGUGACUACUCUUACCAUCAAGCUAUGGUGUCAGUUAAUCAUGUGGCCUCGAAAAUGCCCACAAUUUUAUUCUGUCUUAGAGUGUUGGAAUCGAUGUAUUUUCAUCAUAAUAUGUCAACAAUUAUAUGUCGGUCUCCGUUUUUAAACAUAGCGAAUUGUUAUAGGACUUUUAAUGAACUUGUAUCUAACCUGAAGGUUGGUAUCUUUUCUGAUAAACGUAAAUUAUUUAGACGUAUGCGAGAAAACAUUUACCCGGUUUAUAAACAGUUCAAAAAAAUUUACAUUCGAGUGAAAGCUUAUUGCUUUGAGUAUUUCAAUUAUGAAUUAUUAAAAAGAAAACUGUAUCGAUUGAUAGUUUCUCUCAACAAACUAUGUUUCUUUUUAAACAAAAUUGUUUCAAGAGCGGCCAUUUCGUUUUACGUACAAGGGGGGAAAUCUGUCAAAAUAUCAGUGCCUAAUUCUUUUACAUUUUUGCAGCUAAGAAUGAAAAACCUCAAGUUUAUUGUUGAUGAAGGAAUAAGAUUUUUAGCAGAGCCAGCUCCUCUUGUCGCAGUUAAUGGUGGUUCUUUAUAUAAAUAUAAAUACAUCAGUAUAAUUAAAACAACUUUGGCAUAUAAACGUCUAAGAAAGAAUUUGAUUGUUGAUAAGUUUGGUUUGAAAAGUGUUUUUGAUAUUUCUAAAUUUAGGACAACCAAAACAUAUGUUAAAGAAAAUGUUAUGCUGAAAGAACCAUUCAAAGAUUUAGAAUGAUUUCAAAUAGAUCAUCAACAUAGAGAACCAGUUAUUUUAUUUGUACUGUCACGUGAUAUUCGUUAAACUGUGCUUGUUCGUGGAAUAACGAAAUGACGUUCCAUCUUUUAACUAACAACAUUACACAACUUAACUGUUGAACCAGUACAUUCAAAACUUUGUUUUAGGCCUGAAACUUGUCAGUUUGACUUAAAUCACUUUUCAACUAUUAAAUGACCUUUUAAACAUGUUCAUUAUUUCCUUUUAAGCUCACCUGUCACGUAGUGACAUGGUGAGCUUCUGUGAUCACCCUUUGUCCGUCGUCCGUCCGUCCGCAAUUUCCUUGUGAACACGAUAGAGACCACAUUUUGUAUUUGAUUUUAAUCAAACGUGCACUCAACUUGUAUGGGCAUAAUACUCGGUUCCUUUCGAAAACUGGCCAGAUCCCAUCAUGGGUUCCAGAGUUAUGGCUCCUCAGAGGACCAAACUUUUCUAGUUUUGGCUUGUGAACACGAUAGAGACAACUUUUUGCAAACACAUUUAAUCAAACUUGCACACAACUUGUAAGGGCAUAAUAUCUCGGUUCCUUUCCAAAACUGGCCGGAUCCCAUCAUGGGUUCCAGAGUUAUGGCCCCUUAAAGGGCCAAAAUUUGCUAUAUUUUGCAUGUGAACACGAUAGAGACAACAUUUUGCAAUCAUCUUUAAUUAAACUUGCACACUUUUAUUGGAAUAAUAUCCCGGUUCCUUAUGAAAACUGGCCAGAUCCCAUCAUGUGCUCUAGAGUUUUGGCCCCUUAAAGGGCCAAAAUUUUCUAUUUUUGGCUUGUGCAGUCAUAUAGAGAUUUCAUUUAUGGACUGAUUGGAUACAAACUUGCAAAAUAUCUUCAACAACAAUAAAUUUUGGAUUCCAUGAUGAAUCUUUCAGAUCUAAUCAUAGGUUCUGGAGUUAUUUUAUAUUUGAUUACCUUCCCUGAUUUUAAUCAAAAUAGAUUUAUAUUAGUAAGUACAAAUAGAACUCAUUUGUUCAUCAUUGUCAUUAGCUAGCCUAGCAGCUUCUUUUGAGAUUGGUUUGAAACAUUAUUUAUAUCCUCGUUGGUAAGAAAUUUCUACUUUAACUUACUUUUCUAAUAUAUUGCUGUAAAGGCUUGUACUCUGUAUCUUCUACAUGCAUAUACCAAUGCAUGAUUACCUACCCUGAUUUUCAUAAAAAUGGAUUUAUCUCAGUAUUUAUAGGACUUAUUUGAAAUUUCAUUAUUGUCAAUAGUUUGACUGAGACAAUCAGGGUAGGUAACUAUGGACUGAUUUUAUGUCAAAUUACCUCCCUUUUUUCCAAUUUAAAAUGGAUGUAUCUCAGUAACCAAUGAAGAUACUGAUUUGAAAUGUCAUUUAUGCCAUCAGAUUUACUCUGACUAUUUGGGUAGAUUUACUUUUUACUGAAAUUAUGACAAAUUACCUCCCUUUAUUUUAUGUAAAAUGAAUAUACCUCAGCAGCAUCUAAUGAGAUUGGUUUUAAAUGUUAUUUAAGUCUUCCAGGGUAAGGAAUAGUCAUGCUAGUACAAAAAUGCAGCAUUUGAGCCAAGGACCCUUAAACUUGGAGAUUGGCUAUGACUAGUAUGUGACCCAUAGGUCAAAAGGGACUGUUACAAGAAAAUAUUUAUCCUGGUGAUAUUUAAAGUGAAUGCCUAUGUGAUCUAUGUCAAAACUUGAUCUUAUCAUUUAGAGCAAUGGUACUCAGGUGAGCGAUAUAGGGCCAUCAUGGCCCUCUUCUAUAUAGUUUAUUUGUGACAUAAAUGUCUAAAUAUACUGUAUUAUUGAUGGAAGCAUAAUUAGAAGAAAAAUGUGUUACAAAAUUUACUUUUUGCCUGGUAAGAUUGUGACUGUUUUACAAUAACAUUUCUUCUCUAAACAAUAAUAGUGCUUAUAGAUAAAGAAGCACUUCGCUCAGUUUCGCACUCACCCCUAAUCAUGCUCAUAAUAGUUUAUGCUGUCUCCUUGUUUCCGAUUGUUAGAAUUAUUAAAAAAAAAUGUAGGAUCACUUUGAUCAUAUAAACCGUGUUUUGGGAUAUAGGUAGAUGGUGACGGCUUAUUUCUGACAGCUCUUGAAUCGAUACAAAAUAUAUUUAUCUAUUUAUUUGGGUUUUACGGCGCACCAACACAGUAUAGGUUAUAUGGCACCAAGGAGUAGAUCUACUACAAAUUUUGGUUUCACUUCUCAUUUACAUCGAAAAAAAAACACGAGGUAUCGAUGCAAAAUA